Molecule: messenger RNA, 1737 nt
Organism: Yamadazyma jaroonii
Lineage: Eukaryota; Fungi; Ascomycota; Pichiomycetes; Serinales; Debaryomycetaceae
Source: the annotation of a GenBank genome assembly
AUGCUUUGGUUAAAGAACUUACUCCAAUUACCAUUUUUGUUGCCUUUGGAAGAUACUGGAAUCGACCAUUCAUCAAUUAGGGAUUUAAAUUGGGGGGAUAUCAAUUUUCUUCACACAACAGAUACUCAUGGAUGGUUAUCGGGCCAUUUCAACCAAAAACAAUAUGACGCCAAUUGGGGAGACUUCAUCUCUUUCACCAGUCAGAUGAAAUCCAAAGCCCAUUCUCAAGGUCAAGACUUGAUUGUGGUCGAUACUGGUGAUAGACAUGAUGGGAAUGGAUUAAGUGAUGCUACUGUGCCAAACGGAAACAAAUCGUUACCUAUAUUUGCCAAACAAGAUUAUGAUAUUUUAACUAUAGGAAAUCAUGAAUUAUAUGAAUGGGAGAAUAGUAAGACUGAAUAUGAGUUCAUUGCUUCCCAUUACGGGGAAAAUUAUGUCUGUACCAACGUUGAAAUCUUAGAUAAUGAUGAAUGGAAGACUAUUGGUAAUAAGUAUAGGUACUUUGAAACUCCAAUCAAUGGGUUUAGAAUCUUAUCUUUUGGUUUCUUAUUCAACUUCAAUAGAAACAAUCAGAACACAAAGGUCACUGCCAUCGAAGAAGUGUUGAAAACUGAUUGGUUUAAAGAUAUCAUGGAUAAAUUCCCGGAGAAAGAUCUUGAUUACGUAGUCAUCAUCGGACAUAUCCCUAUAACCCAUCAAUGGAAAGAGCUCCAGGUUUUACAUAAGUUCUUAAGAUCAUAUUAUCCAAACAUUGUCAUUCAAUACUUUGGUGGGCAUAGUCAUAUUAGAGAUUUUGUGGUUUAUGAUGAUAAUUCCACAUCUUUGGAAAGUGGAAGAUUUUGUGAAACUGUUGGUUGGUUAAGUAUCGAUAACAAAAUUGAAGGUGUGAGGAAGUUCAGUAGAAAAUACAUCGACUUCAAUAUGAACUCCUUCAAAUAUCAUUCCAAGAAAUUCGGAGAUUUCCAAACUAAGCAAGGUAAUGAAGUCAAACAAAUGAUAGAGAAGGCAAGACAAGACUUGAAUUUGAAUGAAUAUAUUGGUCAUGUUGGUAAUAAUUACUAUAUGGACUAUGUGCCUAUUGAUGAUAAACACAGUAUAUUUAAAUUAUUACUGGAAAAAAUCUUACCUAGUUUGGAAUACCCUAAAGAUAGUAAUGAAGAAAGGAUGUUCAUCAUCAACACUGGAUCAGUAAGAUAUGAUCUUUAUAAAGGUAACUAUACUGUCGAUACCAAAUACAUCAUCUCUCCAUUCAAAAAUGAUUGGGUUAAAAUAUCAUUACCAAAAUCCUUAGCCAUCAAGGUAUCUGCUUACUUGAACAAAGGAGGAUAUCUCAACUUAUUACCAGCCCAUCAAUGGGCUCAAGUGAUGAAUCCUGAAAAGUUCAUAACUACAUCCGGCCAUCACCCUGGAUUCACAACUGCAUCUAAAAAUCAACCAUAUCCAAUCAAAAGGUUAACCAAGGGAUAUGUUACUCAUGAUGAUUUUGGUACUGAUGGUGACGAUACAUUGCACUAUCCUACCAUUAACUUCCCAAUACCUAAUGUGGUUGACUCCAAACAAUUCAAACACUUGGAAGAAUCAACUGUAGAUUUGGUAUUCUACAAUUUCCUCAAAUGGAAUGUCAUCGAAGCCUUGAUCGAUUUAGAUAAUAAGGAUUAUAGUCAAGCAGUAGAAUUCUAUUCCGAUGUGUAUUUGAGUGAGAUGAUUACUAAUUAUAUAAAAGAAUUUGGGGUUUGA